GAUUCUCCGUGGCAGUCGCUGCAACAACAACCCACAAGGCACACGCCUUGUGCCGCCGCGUCCACGUUUGUUCUCUCGCCGAGCACCGCAUCGCAUCUCGUCUCGUCGGCAUCUCGUUGUUUCGCGGUCGUUGAGUUGUUUUUGUUAUUAAACCUGUUGCAUGCUGUGCCGGUUUCAACCCAACUACUGUCGGCUGCUGUUUAAAAACCAAUUAUUUAAACAAAUUCACACAAAAGUUGGCCCCCACGUAAGGGCACAGACACACUACAAUACAGCCGCGUUCGGGAACAGCCAUUGGUCCAAGCCUGAUCUCAGAAAUUUUAACACCAACUUUACACACAGUCGACAGAUUCACAUCAUGGGCUCCAUUAAUUGCAAAGAGUACAAAACAACCGGCAAUGCAACGCCCAAAACAACGGAAUCAGCAGGAGGUACUGUUGGCUCGUAUCAGUCGUGCAGUUCGCCAAAGAGGAACAAGGAAACGAUGGCUAGCCAGGCGAUGGGAGCAGCACCUGUCUUCGAUCCAAAGGAAUACACGGAUCCGGUGUCCGUUUGCCAAGCAACAGACAUCCAGGAGAAUGAAAUGAAGCAGUUGGACUUCGAUGAGGACACUCGCAUUCUGCUGAUCAAGCAGAAUGGUCGCUUGCAAGCGGUGGGUGCCAAGUGCACGCAUUAUGGGGCUCCCCUGCACACCGGGGUCUUGGGCCAGGGACGGGUGCGUUGUCCCUGGCAUGGUGCCUGCUUCAAUCUGGAGACGGGCGAUAUCGAGGACUUCCCGGGCCUCGACUCCUUACCCUGCUACAAUGUGGAGGUCAACGACGAGGGUCAGGUGCUGGUGCGUGCCAAACGCAAGGAUCUGGAGCAGAGCAAGCGCUUGAAGAACAUGGUGAAGCGGAAUCCCCGGGACGAACGUUGCUACAUUGUCGUCGGUGGUGGCCCGUCAGGAGCGGUAUGCGUGGAAACUUUGCGUCAGGAGGGCUACAGCGGCCGCUUGAUCUUCAUAUGCCGCGAGGCCUUCUUACCCUACGAUCGCGUCAAGGUUUCCAAGAACAUGAGCGCCGACAUCGCGUCCAUACAGUUCCGCAACGCCGACUUUUACAAGGAAUACGACAUUGAGGUGUGGCAGGAUGUGGCGGCCACAAAACUGGACACCUCACAAAAGGAGCUGCAGUGCUCCAACGGUUAUGUGGUUAAGUACGAUAAAAUCUACAUAGCCACCGGCUGUUCGGCCUUUAAGCCGCCCAUACCAGGCGCUGAUCUCGCGAAUGUGAAGGUUGUGCGCGAAUUCGCGGAUGCCCAAAGCAUUAUGGAGCUGGUCCAGCCCGAUCUGCGGGUGGUCUGCCUAGGCUCCAGCUUUAUUGCGCUGGAGGCAGCCUCCUUCUUGGUGUCGAAGGUCGCCAGUGUGACCGUCGUCGGACGCGAGAAUGUGCCGCUCAAGGCCGCCUUUGGUGAAGCAAUUGGUGCCCGCGUCUUGCAACUAUUCCAGGAGAACAAUGUGGAGAUGCGCAUGGAGAGCGGCAUUACCGAAAUCAUUGGCGACGAAGACGGCAAGGUGGUGGAAGUGCAGCUGACCGAUGAGACGCGCAUACCCUGCGACCUUCUCAUCAUGGGCACGGGCUCCACCUUCAACACCAAGUUCAUGCAGAAAUCGGGGGUGCGUGUCAAUAGCAACGGCUCGGUAGAUGUGACAGAUUUCCUGGAGACGAAUGUUCCGGACGUCUAUGUCGGCGGAGAUAUCGCCAAUGCGCAUAUUUAUGGCUUAGCCCACGAUCGUGUCACCAUUGGACAUUAUCAGCUGGCCCAGUAUCAUGGUCGCAUUGCGGCUCUCAACAUGACCGGAUCGGUGAAGAAACUAGAGGCUGUACCCUUCUUCUUUACCAUGCUCUUCGGCAAGGGCAUACGAUAUGCCGGCCAUGGAUCAUACAAGGAGGUCAUCAUCGAUGGCAGCCUCGAGGAAUUCAAGUUUGUCGCCUACUUUGUUAAUGCGGCUGAUACGGUCACAGCAGUGGCUUCUUGCGGUCGCGAUCCCGUUGUUGCUCAAUUCUCGGAACUGUUGUCGCAGGGCAAGUGUCUGGGACGCUCCCAAAUCGAAAACGAAUCGGAUCGUCAGGCCUGGACUGCAGAGCUUAAGAAGCCGCUGCCCAAAAUUCGUUGAUCCAUCGUUAGUCGACUUUGCUGGACGAUAUCGUAUCGUUUGGGCAUGAAACUGCAAGAGAUUUGUUUUAUAUAUUUUCUUUAUAAUUACCAACUACUCAUAAAUAUCCCAUAAUGCGUCCCAUAUGUUGUAAUCAGUAUAUGUAGCUCUAAUCUAAUGAUUUGUUAAACUCAAAAUUGCACAAUUGCGUCCUUGUCCGGCAUAUUGUGGUAAUUUUUUUUUUUUGUUUUUUUGGAUUUGUAUGCGCCACAUAUCCGUAUUCGUCGUGUACAUAAAAUAUUUGCAUUUAAUGGCA
Molecule: messenger RNA, 2450 nt
Organism: Scaptodrosophila lebanonensis
Lineage: Eukaryota; Metazoa; Arthropoda; Insecta; Diptera; Drosophilidae
Product: apoptosis-inducing factor 3
Exons: 5
Coding region: 161-2155 (664 amino acids)
Cellular component (GO): cytoplasm
Molecular function (GO): oxidoreductase activity, acting on NAD(P)H; 2 iron, 2 sulfur cluster binding; flavin adenine dinucleotide binding
Source: RefSeq, a predicted model, not a curated record